AUGUUACCCAACGAGGUAAUCCCGCUGCAGGAUGGCCGAUACGAACAAAAAAUCCAGGUUGAUCGGCGGCGACUAGAAGCUAUGAUAACCGGUGCUCCUACAAACCACAAGGACUUCAUAUUUGCAGAUGCCGAAGAUUUUUUCAACAAGGUGAAAUCUUGCUCAGGUGCUGACGUGUGUUGGCCGUCACAGUUGAAAAUUGGUGCGAAAACGAAGAAAGAUCCAUUUGUGAAGGUUAUCGGAACACCCUAUGAGAUUGAUCAAGCCAAAAAAUACAUAUGUGCAGCCCUUCAAGUUAAA
Molecule: messenger RNA, 300 nt
Organism: Ostertagia ostertagi
Lineage: Eukaryota; Metazoa; Nematoda; Chromadorea; Rhabditida; Trichostrongylidae
Source: the annotation of a GenBank genome assembly